AUGGUGCAAGAGCACACCAGAUGUAGUAGUCUGGGUUGCAAACAGAAACAUUCCAAUCACUGCCUCACAAGCACCACCACUUUUCAUGAUUUCUGGCAAUGGAAGUCUUACUAUAAAAAGUGGCAAAAGCAUUAUCUGGUCAGCGACGUCAUCAGGGGUGGCCUCAAAUCCAGUUUUACAGCUCCUGGAAACUUGGUUCUUUCAGACAACACGGGCACGGGAGAGGGCUACUUAUGGCAGAGUUUUGAUUAUCCAACCGACACCUACUUGCCGGGAAUGAAAUUCACAGAUGAUGCAGAUUCAGGCGUGGAGAGAUAUUUGACAUCAUGGAGGAAUGCAGAUGACCCUUCUCCUGGAGAUUACAUAUUCAGGAUCGAAAACAAGGGCUUGGCCGACGUGGUUGCACUGAGGGGGACGACAAAGAGAUACCGAGUGAGGAAGUGGAAUGGAGUAUAUUUUUGCGGUGGUCCAAGAUUUUCCAAUGCCAUUUACCAAUCAAAGGCAGCUCCUGGAGAAGAGAGGAUUAUAUCUGCUGAAGAGCCCUACCAAGACCCAAUUAUCAUCCGAGUAAGGCUAGAGAUAUCUGGUACACUCGCACGUCAUACGCUGAAUGACAAUAAAGACAAGUGGAAUCUUGCUUUUACAUUUCCUCAAGAUUUAUGUGAUGAGUAUGGAAUUUGUGGUCCUAAUGGUAUAUGCAGAUGUAGGAUUCACAACCCGGUUAGAUGCCAGUGUUUGAAAGGAUUUGCACCUAAGUUCCAAAAGUACUGGGACUUUCAAGAUUGGUCCGGUGGAUGCACUAGAAUUAAACCAUUGAACUGCCAUGGAGGAGAUGGAUUUGUAGAGGUUAGAGGGGUUAAGUAUCCAGAUAUGUUGAAAUUUUGGUUAAACACAACCAUGAGCCUUGGUCAGUGCAAAGCUAUGUGCUUUGAAAACUGUAGUUGCAAUGCAUAUGCUAAUCCAUUCAUAACCAAUGGAGGCAUUGGCUGCUUGAUGUGGUUUGGCGAUCUCAUUGAUAUCAAAGAGCUUCCUGCAGCAGAUAAUUUUAGCCCAAGUCCAGAGGAGGACGUCAAGGAUAAGAAAAGGCCUUUGAAGUUAAUUCUGAUUUCAGUUGCAUCUGGUGUACUCGUCUCAACUUUUAUCAAUUGGGGUUUACAUUUAAAGGCACAACGAAAGAAGAGAGCAUCAAAAACAACAACUGAGAACCUUGAAUUACCUUUGAUCAAAAUGAAAACCGUUGUGCAAGCAACGAAUAAUUUCUCCACAGAAAACAUGAUUGGAGUCGGAGGUUUUGGAUCUGUUUUUAAGGGGAACAUGCCAUCGGGAGAAGAAAUUGCAGUAAAAAGAUUGUCGAGAUCUUCACGACAGGGUCAUGAAGAGUUCAAAAAUAAAGUCACGAUGAUAGCAAAACUUCAACAUAGAAACCUCGUCAAACUUUUGGGAUGUUGCAUUGAAGAAGAAGAAAGGAUGUUAAUCUAUGAAUACCUGCCGAAUAGAAGCCUGGAUUAUUUUGUUUUUGAUCUGAGCCGAAGAACAGUGUUGACAUGGCCUAAGCGUUAUGACAUAAUCAUGGGAAUCGCAAGGGGGCUGUUAUAUCUCCAUCACGAUUCCAGAUUAAAGAUUGUACAUAGGGAUCUCAAAACGAGCAAUAUUUUACUAGAUGGAAAUUUAACUCCCAAAAUAUCGGAUUUCGGCUUAGCAAGAAUUUUUGAAGAGGAUCAAUCUCUUGCUAGAACAAAAAGAGUUGUUGGGACAUAUGGAUACAUGGCUCCCGAAUAUGCCAUUGAUGGGAAAUUCUCAACGAAAUCCGACAUCUUUAGUCUUGGAGUGGUGUUUCUAGAGAUAAUCAGUGGGGAAAAGAACAGAGGAUUCACACACUUGGAUCAUUAUCUCAACCUCUUAGGCCAUGCAUGGUUGCUGUGGAAAGAAAACAAGAGUUUGGAGUUGAUGGAUGGAUGUUUGAACAAUACAUAUAGGGAGUAUGAAAAUACAGUUAGGGAGUGUGAAGUGAAGAGAUGCAUCCAAGUGGGGUUGUUAUGUGUUCAAAAAUGUGCAGAUGAUAGGCCAAUCAUGUCAUCAGUGGUUUCAAUGUUAGGAUCUAAUGGAGCAGUUUUGCCCGAACCAAAAGAGCCUGGAUUUUUUAUGGGAAGAAGUAGCAGUCAUGUGGGAAGUUACACAUCCCCAAGUUUGGAGUCAGAGAAUACAAUCACUAUUACAGACUUGGAGGCCAGAUGAGUAGACCCCAGUGUGUUCCCUAACUUAGUCAUAGUCAUCAAUUCAUGCAGAUUAGGACAUGUCAAAACCUUCAUCAGCAUUUUAUCACUUGUUAGGUCACAACUGCCUUCUAUAUAAACCCUACAAACCACUAUCUUGUUCCACUUCAUAACUGAAUUCAAGAUAGCUGACAAGCUUUCUUUAUCUUGUAUUCUUGCUGCAAAUUGGCGGAGAUUAUUCA
Messenger RNA from Salvia hispanica, 2455 nucleotides. The record is from RefSeq and is a predicted model, not a curated record. NCBI's taxonomy places the organism in Eukaryota, Viridiplantae, Streptophyta, Magnoliopsida, Lamiales, Lamiaceae.